GUGUGUCCGCAAAUCUGGAAAACGUGAUGUUUUCUCUGUACGCCGCCGAAAAAAAUCGUUCGCUAAUUUUGGUCGUCGUUAACGCGUGCACCCCUUAAGACGGUAUGCGAGGCGAGGGGGCUCGGUCGGCCGCGGCGGUGUGAAAUUUAUUUUGCUUCGCGUUCGUGACCCGGACGCAGGACCGGAUCUGCCGCUACCGCGGGUGCAAUGUGGCACGUGUCGUUUUCCGCGAUCUUCGAAUCCGCCGACGAUGCUAUCCGCGCGUCGUUCAUUAAGACGGAAAUGUCGCACGUGAGAGUCGAGUGCUCUUGUGUACUUUAAGCGGCGUCGCCGAUAUAUAAAAGUGUGGAACGAGACCGCCUCCGUGAGCGGGAAAGGCAGGCGCGAGCCCAGAUGUCGUCACAAGUGGCCGAGCAAGAAAGUCCGGGCGUUUCCGGAAAUUUCCUAUUCAAGGAACCGAUUCGGGUCAGUCCAUCCACUCGUGACCCAGUCACCCAGCAGAUUCAGAGCAAGCUUGGUGAUUUUCAGCGCCUGCGACAUUUAAUAGACCAAAAGGACUCGUCGGGUCUGAUAGGGGUGGAUGGCGUACCUCCCAGUCCCGGUGGUCCCCCGACCCGCCAUCACACAGCUCACCAAUCGGCAACGUCACCAUCAGGUGGUUCAAACAACAGACAUCAAACCUCUCCCGAUUCCCGGUUGGAAUUCAAAAAGCCGAACCACCACCCACCGCAUCAUCCACCGGGCGGACAGCAGAGAGGGGGUUACGUGAAGCCAGCAGAGGGGAAACCGCCCUAUGGCGGCAGAGGCGGCUACCCUGGUCAGCCCGUCAAACAUGGCAGCAGUACGGCAGCAACGAGUCACAGGUCCAACGGCGGCAUAAUGACCGCCAAGGGCCCACCUCCGGCACCGUUGCAUCACACCCAGGCGGCCUCGAUCACAUCUUCUUCGUCGUCGAUAAGACACGGAGUCGACAAGGGUUCUCGGGGUUACGACCAGAAUCAAGGUAACGCUGUCGGCGAAAGGGAUUCUUUACCCUCCGCAACCCCCGUGGCCGACGUCGACAAUAUUUUCAAGGAGAUGAUCGUCCCCACGGCUCCGCUGACGGCGAUCGCGGCGACACCCAGGAUAGAAUUGGAUAGUAAAUAUCAAUACAACCCGGUGCUCGCGAAGUUGCCAGAGCCGACAAGCCAGCAGCCGCCUCCGACGACGACAAGAAAACGAGAACGUCUGGAGUUUAAUAGGACCUCAAUAUCGUCAGCGGAUAUAAGGGAUGACCUCAACCUAUCGGAAGAAAGUGAGGAUGAUCAAAAAAAGGAUCAUAUGUUGUCGUCGUCAAAUAUAACCGUGGAAAAGAUGCUGUCGCCCAUAUGCAGCACUCCCGCCAUACACACGUCGAAGAUGCCAACCGACCAUAGACAACCAACGCCGAACGUCGAGCCGAGAGUGCCGUCUAUUGUACACGCGUCACCAAUCGCCAGCUCUAGCAGCGACUCUUGCACGGACUCGGGUACGGAUAGCGAGUCCAGUAGCGAAGACUCGGUCGAGGACCAGCAGGUGACGUCCGCGGAGGUCCAAGGCAAGCCCGCGCCGUCUGUCGUCAAACCUCACGAAACGCAUCCGACCUCUCCGAAGCCGGAGGAGGAGAGCAAGUUGAGGUGGAACCUUGCAUCUUUCGUUAACAGUCAAAACGACAUACACCGUUCUCAGACCUCGCCCAUGACCUCCCCGCUUAAGUCGCAGUCGGUACGCAGAGCGAGUCCGGACAGCCUGAAGAGGGCGACCGAAGAAUCGGACGUCAGCGACUCGCUGGACCAGAUCGUGGCCGAGGCGCAGGAGUUUACGCAGCUUCGGCUGAUAUCGAGCCUUUCCGAUUCGGAGGACAGUGGCAACAAGGCGCCCGUCCGAAAGAAGCGCAAACGGCCGCGCCAGCCGGCAGUUACCAGUAGGACCGUUAGUGAUAGUGAUAGUGAAUUCGAGAACGAGAGGACGAGUAACGGUAAAAUACCGAGGCCGGUGGUCAGACCCAGUCCCAGGACUAAGUCUUUAGACUCGUUGAGUGAUUCGGACUCGGAAUUGAGGUUCGUUAAGACGCCCGUCGUCAGUGCCAAAUCGUCCUCGUCGCCGGUACUGCCAGUCGCGGAGCCGCCGGCGAAGCCCAAGAGCCGGGGGAGGCCGAGAAAAAUCAAGAAUUUCGGCUCCGACGUAGAAGUUACCACGAAGAGGCAGCGGGGUCGGCCCAGACUGCACUCGGACGAUACCAGGAAAACCGCGAGAAGGGGACGACCUCCUAAAAUCCGACAAGCUCUACCCAGCAGUUCGGAGGACGAGGAAUAUGAGAAGAAACUGGCGCCCCCGCGCCGCAGGACUAAAUCCAAAAAGGAAUCUUCCAGUAGUUGUGAUUCGGAUAGCCGGUCGCCGGUCAGAUCGCUCGUUUAUCGACCAGAGUCUGAUCGGGAUUCGAAUCGAUUCGAAUCGCCCAAGAAGAAACAAAAAUCUCCCAGAACUGAAGAAAAGAAAAGAAACAAAAACGAUUCUGACGACGAGUGGGGUGAAAAGAACAAAGCCAAGGUCAAAUCAUUAUUUCGCGACGGAAAGCAUUCCGAUAGAAGCGAAUCCGAAAACCGUCGAAGGCCAGAGAAGAGAAGUUCGCCAUUUAGAAGAAAGAGUGCCAAAGCAGCCGGAGAGUACAAGAGCGCAGCUACCGUUCCCACUUCGGAUUCCAGUGAUAGUGAUCAUGAUAGUUCCAGGAACACGAGGCAAAGGAACUCGAGUGUCGCCUCCUAUUCUAAUUACGACACGCAAGUUCAUCAAAUUAGUGAUUCCGACAGUGAUAUUAAUACUAACACAAAGACACCGGUGAAGUUGGAUGUUCCGGUCAAGGUGGACGAAAAUAAAUCCAUAGCGGAUAAAAAGAAAAGCGACACUUUGAGGAAACUUUUUACACCGAAACGGGACUCCGAAGGGGGCAAAGGCGGCGGCAAAGGUGGAGCGAAAGGCGGCAAAGGCGGAAAAGGCAAAGGUGGGGUAAAUGUGAUAAUAGUCGACGGCGACUACGAAAGGAGUAGCUCAUCAGUCGAAGAAGAAGCCAUGCCGGUGAUAUCGAAUCCUACUCUCUUAUCCCCGUUUUCGGCCGGCGAAGUGAAAGUAUCGAGCAACCAAAUGCCGCUCUGCAGGCCAUCCUCGCCCGGGUUUGUCGCGGACCCGAUCAAACCCGUAAAGACUGAACACUGCUUAAAAAGCAACAUAUUCAAAGAAAACUCUUCCGUCAUGGUCCAAAUCGAUUGGGCGAAAAUAAACUUGGAUGAUAUUCCUGUCCUAAGGAAGCACCUGGAACGCAUCAGACCAAGUCUACUUAAAUCAAAAGAGGAUCAAACUAAACUUAAGACUGAAAUGCCGGACGCGAAAAGUGAUUGCGAAGUCGAGCCUGAACGGGCGGCAGCAGCAAAGGAUAUCGAUAGUAAAAACUCGUCUCACCAAGAUCAAAGACACAGGCAUAAAAGGAGGAAGCGUCGAAAUAGCAAUAGUUCAAUAUCGUCGAUGUCGACGGUAAGCAAUAUAUCUCAGAACAGUAGAUUAGAUCGUCAGAAUAAAGAAAAGAGUCCCAUGGUAAAGAAACGGAAGACGGAAAACGAAUACGACGAAAGAUCUCAGCUAGUGGAAAAUCUCAAUUCGAUAAACACCCCGCCUACCAAUCACGAGCGGGACAAAGUGAAAAGCCUCUCGCGCGAACCAUCACCAGUGGCCUCUAGUAGCAGAUCUCAGUUAAACGUCACUAGGGAAUACCAUUCGUACUUCGAACACUUCGACGAGCCUUCCGAAUACGAUGAGCGGGAUCAGAAUCAGUACCUGAGCGAUGCGAAACGGCUAAAACACAUGGCCGACAAGGAAACCGACGCCAUUAACCAGUGCAUGCUUUAUUUAGAAGCGGUUUUAUUUUUCCUGUUAACGGGCAACGCCAUGGAACAAGAAACCGUGACGGAAAAGUCGGCCUUUACGAUGUACAAAGACACUCUAGCGUUGAUAAAAUUCAUUUCGUCCAAGUUCGGAAACCAGCAAGCUGUAUCGAGCAUACACAGUAAACUUGCAGUUUUAAGCUACCGUUGCCAAGCGCUGCUCUACUACAAACUUUUUAAAAUGCGGAAACAAGAAGCCAGAGAACUUCAGAAAGUAAUAAGCGAGUAUUGUAGUAAGAACUCCGCGAUCCCACAGGAACAUCAACAGGGACAAAAUACACCCUCGCCAUUGUCCCCGACCCCUUCCCCCGCGGGUUCGGUUGGCUCGGUGGGCAGCCAAUCGUCGGGCUACAGUAGCGGCGAACUGGCGGUGGCGGCACGAGGAGGAGGUGGCAGUGGGGCCGCUGCCGCCCCGGCGCCCCCCGCUCAUGCUCAGAAUUCUGCGGGCACGUGGAUCCCUUUGUCGGUAUACAGCGCUAUGAGUAAACAGAAUCAGCAAUUCACUUACUUAUUGAGCUAUCAAGAUUUGUGGGACACUGCGGAUAUAUUGGUGGUCAAAGGGAAACAUACUGAGUUUUUUAUCGAGCUGGAUAGACAUUGCAAACCCUUGACGAUGCACAGUUCUCUAAUAGAUUUAGUAAGGUAUGUUAGGGAAGGCAUAAGGCGACUCAAGAGGGAGGCAAAAGAGAAGCAGCAUCCAUCGAACUGUAAAUAAAGACAUUGCUAGAAAAUAAAAGAUGCCAAAGAAAGCACUAAGUCAAUUUACAGUCAAUGGGUACACAGUUGUAAAUUUGACCGAAUUUAGAAGUAAUUUUAUAUACAUGAGAGAAACUUAAAUUUUACUUAUACCUAGCAAUAGGUAGGUCCGUUUAAUUGGCGACUCAUUUAUGCCGCAGUCGAAUCGUGUCAAUUUUGGGAUCACCAUUUCGUAAUCAUCUAGCGUUUUCAUUUAAAACGGUCGUUGUAAAGUUACGUUUGACACGAUAUUUUUAAAAUUUAUUAUUUUCGAAAAUAGGUGUUCGCAAUUGAACAAUCAUCGGAAAAAUAAAUGCCUUCCGAUCAAAAACAAAUAUCUAAUGCUCUCCGAGUCUCCCCAAAGUGGCCCAAGAUGUCAAUAUUCAUUGGCGCAAUACGCCAUAUUAAUGUCACGUCAGCUGUAGAACUUUGAGAUGCAAACAAACAGAUUUGCCACAUAAGUUUAUACUGACUGUGAGUUCAGCUUUUGUGUGAAAUUUAUGGUAGUUAUUAUGAAUUCGAAAUGCUACCACAAUCAUUUUCAUUUUUGAUACCUACAAAAUAGUAACCAAUAAAUAAUCACGAAUGCCGUUAAAUAGUUGCUAAUAAAUAAAAAAUGCAUAAAAACUGAAACCCUGAUAGAAACUUAUAUAGCAAAUUGAUUUGUUUGGGUCUCAGUUUCCAACCAAAAUGGCCGAUGCCACUUCGUCACUAAUAGAGCAUAAUGGAGACUAGAUUCUUUAAGAAGAUUAAAGCUCGGUUGAAUGAUUUUGUAGUUAUUUAACUUAAAUAGUUAAUAUCAUUUCCGGUGGUUGGUCCGAUUGCUAAAGUAGUUGUGUGAUUUCCAACUUGAUUGAUGAAUAAUUAAAAUUAUGGUGGACAAACAAAAUACCAAGAGUACGAAUUCGGCUGUGGGGCGGUGGUAACGCGACCAUUCUUAAGUAAAAGGUCCCCUCAUUUUUUAAAAAAUAUGUAUUUGUUAAAUGACUUAUAGGGUGCAGUACUGUAAUAUUUUUACAAUUACUAGUAAAUUCCACAUUUAUAUAUAUAUAUAUAUAUAUAUUGUAUAUUUUUUGUAAAUAUGGCUACGCUAAUAUAUAGAUAUAUAUAUACAUACACAGUGUCCUUCGGAAAGUUUGCACAACAUGAGAAACAUUUUUAUUAUUUUUGAAUUUUAACUUUGGCUUCAAAAACAUAACAAAUAGUACUUUAAAGAGUCGUUUAUAAAGUUUUUGUAUUGCAAUUUUUUUUUUGGUUCUAGCUUUUAUAUAAAAAAUAAUUUUAUUUAAAAUAUAAAAUGACUGCCUUAAAAAUGGUUAUUUUGAAACAAAAUUAUAU
Molecule: messenger RNA, 6026 nt
Organism: Cylas formicarius (sweet potato weevil)
Lineage: Eukaryota; Metazoa; Arthropoda; Insecta; Coleoptera; Brentidae
Gene: lilli
Product: AF4/FMR2 family member lilli
Exons: 18
Coding region: 394-4668 (1424 amino acids)
Biological process (GO): regulation of gene expression
Cellular component (GO): super elongation complex; nucleus
Molecular function (GO): DNA binding
Source: RefSeq, a predicted model, not a curated record